AUGGCUUGUACAAGCCCCAAUAACUACCUUGCUGCAUAUGAUCCUGAGUGGGAUUUCUGGUCCGUCAAGAAAAAACGUUGCAGCUCAGCACCGCGUCCAUGGGAGGCCCGCUCCCGCCUCCGAGACAUCCUUGCCAGUGCAAGUUCUGUGAAACGCCAGAACAGCAUUGGAGUUGGCAGAAGAGUGUGGAUACGAGGAGGCGGACGACGAGCUCCCACCUCCACGUGGUGUUUGUUGGGAACUCUCAGAGAAACAGUAUGGCUGUCUCUGAGUGCCAGGAGGAGCUCAACAACGCGAUUAUCCACCACCAACGACGCAUCGAAGCGGCGGAAAACAAUCUCGGAACCUCAGGAAACACCAAAUAUACGGCCCCAGUACAGAAAGGAAGUUGUGUCCCCUUUCAACUUUACGGUAUCCGAGAUUGACGAGUACGCGAUGGAGACACGGAUUAGAAGGAACGGAUAUGCCCAGAUCAUCAUCAAUGACCGUCAACAGCAUAGAACCUAUUGUCAAGAACACAAUAUCUUCCAUCAACAGCGCGUCGACGCGCCGAAAUCCGACCCUCCGAACCUCAAGAAACACCAAACAUACAGCCCCAGUACAGAAAGGAAUUUGUGCCCCCUUUCAACGUACGCCCCUUGGGUGGAAAGUGGACUUGGUCUCUCCACUUUCUUGCCCGACAACAGUUUACGGAAUCAGAGCGUCGGAUCUACGCGACAGAGACACGGAUUAGAAGGAACAGAUACAACUGAAACAGCAACAGAAUAG
This is a messenger RNA of Blastomyces dermatitidis ER-3, 768 nucleotides long. RefSeq lists its product as uncharacterized. NCBI's taxonomy places the organism in Eukaryota, Fungi, Ascomycota, Eurotiomycetes, Onygenales, Ajellomycetaceae. The record is from RefSeq and is a predicted model, not a curated record. The coding region runs from base 1 to 768 and encodes 255 amino acids. The transcript has 3 exons.